Chinchilla lanigera (long-tailed chinchilla) is the source of this 1982-nucleotide messenger RNA. RefSeq names its product phosphoglucomutase 3 (gene Pgm3). Lineage: Eukaryota; Metazoa; Chordata; Mammalia; Rodentia; Chinchillidae. Gene Ontology annotation, molecular function: magnesium ion binding; phosphoacetylglucosamine mutase activity. The record is from RefSeq and is a predicted model, not a curated record. Gene Ontology annotation, biological process: hemopoiesis; UDP-N-acetylglucosamine biosynthetic process; carbohydrate metabolic process.
CGGGGCGCGGGGCGCGGGGCGGGUCCCGCCGUCAGCUCCUCGCGCCCGCGGUGAUUCCGAGCGGGAGAUGGAUUUAGGUGCUGUUACAAAACACUCAACAUCACAUGCCAAGCCCAGUGGACUUGUUCUUCAAUAUGGGACUGCCGGAUUUCGAGCAAAUGCAGAGCAUCUUGAUCAUAUCAUGUACCGCAUGGGAUUGUUAGCGGUCCUGAGGUCAAAACAGACAAAAUCCACCAUAGGCGUCAUGGUCACGGCAUCACACAAUCCUGAGGAAGACAAUGGUGUGAAGUUGAUCGAUCCCUUGGGUGAGAUGUUGGCACCGUCCUGGGAGGAGCACGCCACGCGCCUGGCCAAUGCUGAGGAGCAGGACCUGCAGAGAGUGCUUGUGGGCAUCAGCGAGGGCGAAGCUGUGGAUCUGCAGCAAGAGGCCUUUGUGGUUAUUGGGAGAGAUACCAGGCCCAGCAGUGAGAAACUUUCACAGUCUGUAAUAGACGGAGUGACUGUUUUAGGAGGUCAAUUCCAUGAUUAUGGCUUACUAACCACACCCCAGCUGCACUACAUGGUGUACUGUCGAAACACCGGCGGCCGAUAUGGAAAGGCAACCGUAGACGGUUACUACCAGAAACUUUCUAAGGCUUUUGUGGAGCUUACCAAACAGGCUUCCUGCAGUGGAGAUGAGCACAGGUCACUUAAAGUGGACUGUGCAAAUGGUAUAGGGGCUCUGAAGCUAAAGGAAAUGCAACACUACUUCUCCCAGGGGCUGUCCGUUGAGCUGUUUAAUGACGGGACCAAAGGGAAGCUCAACCAUCUAUGCGGGGCUGACUUUGUGAAGAGCCAUCAGAAGCCUCCAGAGGGAAUGGAAAUGAAGUCUAAUGAAAGAUGUUGUUCCUUUGACGGAGAUGCGGACAGAAUUGUGUAUUACUAUCGGGAUGCAGAUGGUCAGUUUCAUCUCAUAGAUGGAGACAAGAUAGCAACGUUAAUUAGCAGUUUCCUGAAAGAUCUCCUGUCGGAGAUUGGAGAAGAUUUGAAUAUUGGUGUUGUACAAACUGCAUAUGCAAAUGGAAGUUCCACACGGUAUCUUGAAGAAGUUAUGAAGGUACCUGUUUACUGCACUAAAACUGGUGUCAAACAUUUGCAUCACAAAGCUCAGGAGUUUGACGUUGGAGUUUAUUUUGAAGCAAACGGGCACGGCACAGCCUUGUUUAGUAAAGCUGUGGAAGUGAAGAUAAAACAGCUAGCAAAAGAAUUAGAAGAUAAUAAAGGAAAAGCUGCUAAGAUGCUUGAAAAUAUCAUUGACUUGUUUAACCAGGCGGCUGGUGAUGCCAUCUCCGACAUGCUGGUGAUUGAGGCCAUCCUGGCUGUGAAGGGGCUGACGGCCCAGCAGUGGGACGCGCUCUACAGGGACCUUCCAAACAGGCAGCUCAAAGUGAAGGUUGCAGACAGGAGAGUUAUUAGCACCACAGAUGCUGAAAGACGGGUGGUUACACCGCCUGGACUCCAGGAGGUGAUCAGUGACCUGGUGAAGAAGUACAAGCUCUCCCGAGCUUUCGUCCGGCCCUCAGGUACAGAGGAUGUCAUCCGAGUGUACGCAGAAGCCGACUCACAAGAAAAUGCAGAUAGCCUUGCACAUGACGUGAGCUUGGCAGUAUUUCAGCUGGCUGGAGGGAUUGGAGAAAGACCCACGCCAGGUUUCUGCGGAUAAUUUUUACAUUCCGAAAACUGGAUUUUUAAAAAGCUUUUAUGAAACUGUAACAACAUUCGUAAUCAUGUUUACAUGCACCUUACUGGACUGUUUCUAAUCGGUUUUUCCUAAACACUACUAGGGUGUUUUUUUAAGAAAUGGGUAAGCCUUUUACGCUUGUUGAAGAAGUUUACCUCUAGUACAAUAUUGGGGGUGUUAAGUGUAUGAUUCAGUCAUUAAUUUUACAGUGUAUGCAAGGAGCAGAUCUUUCAGAAUGCUGGAAAAUUAAAUCUUAUUACUA